AUGCGGCCAGGAGGAGGGGCUCUAAAAUGUUUGGUCGGAAUCCACACCAUUGGACACGCCUACUACCAAGCCAGCCCCCCCGCCUCCCACGCUAACUUUGCCACCGCUGCUGGAAAAAAUCCUAAGGGAAACACUGAACACUCUUGCUUUGAGCACCACACACACAGAGGCCUGGCGUCUGGGAUGUCGAUGGAAGACAGUCCCAUGGAGGAGUUGGUGGACCAGGGGUUGGGGAUGGAGGAGACGGGACUGAGGAGGCCCUCUUUCAGGGAGACCUACCACCACGACUCCCUGCUGGCUCCAGACACAGACUUCAUGAUAGAUGACCGUAGCUCUGCUGCGAGCGGCGUGGACGCGGCGGACCGCCUGACGUACCUGGAGCAGAGGAUGCAGAUGCAGGAGGAUGAGAUUCGGCUGCUGAAGAUGGCCCUGGCCGAUGUCCUCAAGAGACUCAACAUCUCAGAGGAACACCAGGCCGCCAACGCCAAGAAAGCACACGCUGGGAAAGCUAGGCCUGUGUCUCUGGCCCUGCCGUCCAGACCAUCAAUGAACAGCCCUGCCUCUUUGAAGAAGAGUUACACAACCUCCACACUGCCCUCUACAUCCACCGCACGGAACUACAGCCCCUUACCACCAGCAUCAGCCAAGAGUGGUGUGAAGAGUCCAGUAGGCAGUGUGAAGGAGAGUCCAUGUAUCUCUAAAACGGCUCGGCCUGGCCCCCGACCUGGCCCCCCAGGGUCCACAGCCCCCGGCAGUAAGAAAGCUGAAAGCAAAACCAAGGAGCCUGCAGCCAGUGUAGGGUCGAGGCAGGUGACUCACUGUAAAGUGACUAUGCAGAUCUAUCUGAACCCCCUAACAAGAAGGACUGGGUCUUCUGAAGCGGCCAAAUCAGCCCCCACGGUCCCCAACUCUAGACCCACCAGAACCCCCACCCCUCCUCAGACCAAAGGAGGCCCCCCCACCUCAGACCGAACUAAGCCCGAGACAUGCAAAACACCCCCUGCCUUCACCCUCCCCCUGCAGAAAAGCACCAAUCAGAAUGUGUAUUCUUCUAUGGAAAUGUCCAAUUACAAAAGCCCCCUCAAGUCACCAAGCCAGUACUUCCAAAUCUGUUACUAAGGCAAUAGGGUAGGCUAGGAGGAGGUAGAGGUUGCUCCUAACAAUUGGUCUAGGUUCAGAUAUUGUUUCCUCCUCUUAAAGGUUAAGGUUAGGAUUGGGGGAGGGUAAUCUGAUUCUAGAUCUGUGGUUAAGGGCAACUUCUACGUCAAGCUCUUACAAGUGUAGUAGGCCUGUAAGCGAACUCGGUUUUCACGAUGUUUGAAAAAUGUUUGUGUUUCUAGCAAUGUGAGGGAAUUAGAAGUAGAGGUUUUCAGUAAUGUUUGAGAUUGACUGAUAGUUACAAAGUUUUGGUUUUGAGGUGUUUUGUUUCACCAGCAGUAAAGGGAGUUUGUGAGUUUGCUUGUUUUGUUGAAUUUCCCAGCACCAUCCGUGACCAUAGUCCUCUUAACUUUUCCCUCUGUUUAAUUUCUUACAUAUUUCUGUCUGUCAACUGACAGCCUGUGUUUUUUUUCUCCCGUUUCUGUCUGUUUUAAUGUCUCCAUUUUGUGUGUGUGCUUUGUAGUUUUACUUCAGUAAAAUAUGAAUCAUCUCCCUGACUUUGGGGAUGUAUGAGUGAAUUCUCUUAUUUGGUUUAUGAGUGUAUUUGUCUGUCUCUGUUGACAGCCAUUAAACAUUUCAGUCAUCACCUGCUUCGACUACUGUCUAU
Molecule: messenger RNA, 1765 nt
Organism: Salvelinus fontinalis (brook trout)
Lineage: Eukaryota; Metazoa; Chordata; Actinopteri; Salmoniformes; Salmonidae
Exons: 8
Coding region: 1-1119 (372 amino acids)
Source: RefSeq, a predicted model, not a curated record